This is a messenger RNA of Carlito syrichta (Philippine tarsier), 553 nucleotides long. Its product is annotated as signal transducer and activator of transcription 5A-like. Lineage: Eukaryota; Metazoa; Chordata; Mammalia; Primates; Tarsiidae. Gene Ontology annotation, molecular function: RNA polymerase II cis-regulatory region sequence-specific DNA binding; DNA-binding transcription factor activity, RNA polymerase II-specific. The record is from RefSeq and is a predicted model, not a curated record. Gene Ontology annotation, biological process: regulation of transcription by RNA polymerase II; cytokine-mediated signaling pathway; response to peptide hormone. The transcript has 3 exons. The annotation marks the transcript as partial.
CCUUGUUGGAGGGGACGGGCCGCCUUCCCCUCUCAGCGUGUCUGGUCCCGCACAGGAAAGCGUGUCUGUGGGAGGGGAGGGGCCCGCCUACCGCGGUCCAGGGAUGGGCAGGCACGGCAGGCGGGGAGGCCGUGCGGGGGAGACCUCUUCAGCCCCCUGCUCCCCUAGGUGAACAGCCAUGGCGGGCUGGAUCCAGGCCCAGCAGCUGCAGGGAGACGCGCUGCGCCAGAUGCAGGUGCUAUAUGGGCAGCACUUCCCCAUCGAGGUCCGGCACUACUUGGCCCAGUGGAUAGAGAGCCAGCCGUGGGACGCCAUCGACCUGGACAACCCCCAGGACCAAGCCCAGGCCGCCCACCUCCUGGAGGGCCUGGUGCAGGAGCUGCAGAAGAAGGCGGAGCACCAGGUGGGGGAAGAUGGGUUUCUGCUGAAGAUCAAGCUGGGGCACUACGCCAGGCAGCUGCAGAACACGUAUGACCGCUGCCCCAUGGAGCUGGUCCGCUGCAUCCGGCACAUUCUGUACAACGAACAGAGGCUGGUCCGAGAAGCCAACAAU